AGAAAUUAGCCUAAAGACUGUUUUGAAUUUUGAUACUUCAUGGUAUUGCAGUUCACCACAUUGAUUAUUUUACGGCUGCAUAAAUGGCUGCUAACAAAAGUGCACAAAAUGAUUCAAGAAAAACUGGGAGCAAUUCACAUGAAAAUGCUGACAACCUUUCAUGCUCUUCGGAACUACCCCCUCAUUGGAUCUUGAAACAGUCACGCUCUCGAAAAGGCCAGAUUUACUAUGCAAAUUGUCUGACUAAAGAAGUUACAUGGGAACUUCCUAAUUUUGAGCCCUGCCCUGAAGGCUGCAGCAAGUGUCUUCAAUAUCAGAAGGUUGUUCCAAAGGAAAUUUUUCUUUGUAAAGGUAAAACCAACAAACUUAUGACUUCCAUUGAUACCAAAAGUGGUUCUGAGAAGCGCAAAAAGUCAGCAAUAGAAAAACCUGACUUGGACAAUUUCUCUCCAAAAAGUAAGAAACUGAAAUGUCAAAAUCUUGAAGAUGUUAAUCUCAAAAAGGAAAUCCUGCCCAAGGCUGGUGGUAUACAGAAAAAUCCAAUCUUAACAAAAUCUUCAAUGAAAUUGGAUCCUAAAUUUGGUUCUCCCAAGUUCCAGAAUGAUUCUGGACAUACAUCAGAAGCAAGUACAGCCAAUAUGAAAUCUAUUUCUACAAAAAAAUUUAUUUCAUCAGUAAAGUCUGAAAACCAAGAUGACGGGUAUACAUUACAUCAUAUUAAUGUUAUGAAGUCAACCAAUACUCUUAGUGGAAUUAACUCUUCUUCUUCUCCACCAAAAUCAAAGACGUUUUUGCAUCAAUGCAAGCCAAAAAUCCCAAAAAAGCAACCUUUCACCACCAAUAUCAUUUCAGAAGAGACUUCAAGAAAUAUUUCUGAGAGAAACUUAAGUGAGUCUGUUGGAAGAACGCUUGAUGGACUUGGGAAAGUGCUCAAAGUUCCACAACUUUGUACUUCAGAGUGCAAGGAAAUAAAAAAUGUGAAUGUUCUAAAAUUAUUUUGCAAAAAAGCAAAAAUAACGGAACUCUCUCAACAACCAAAAGAUUGUCAAGCAGUACAAACUUUACUUGAUCCUGAUACCCAAUGGCCUAUAACUCACCAAGAUGAAACAAGUUCAAUGAUUUCCACUGAGAAGCAUUCCACUGACGAAUUUCCCAAUGAAUUUGUGCAGUCAUUGCCUAGUAAAUUUGGUGCUAUUACACCUGAUUCUUCAGCCAUUGCUGUUGGAAUUACAUCAAACAAAAAAAUAUUUCCACAAAGUAUUGCAGAAGGCAUUGAUGCUGAAAAAGGUGGCAUGGCCAGAGGUACACUUUUUGACAACAAACCUUGCAAGCCCAUACCUUUGGAGGAUGCAAGCUGUCUCAGUAGAUUUGGUCAAAUAGAACUUGAUGUCAAAUCUUUGACCACAUGCAUUGUUGUUGAUACUAACAUUCUGAUUCACAACCUGAGUUUGUUGAAAUCUCUGUCAUCUAAUAACAUUUUCAUGAGAGGAUCUGAAUAUCAUGUGCUAGUUGUGCCCUACACUGCUCUAGUAGAGCUGGAUGGCCUCAAACAGCAAGAAGCACUCGUGGCUAGAGUUCGUGCUGCAAUUAAAUGGUGCAAUAAAGCUUUUGGCCCAGCUUCUGCUGUGGCCGGUGAAAGUUAUUCCAGCAUUGUACAGGGACAAAGCUACACUAAUUUUAAAUAUCUUUGUGAAACAAUGGGAAGCAAGAAAGGCGAUGACUGUAUACGCGACUGCUGUUUGUGGUUACAGCAACAGGGCUUCUGUGUGAUGCUCCUUAGCAAUGAUAUGAACUUUAGGACCAAAGUUCACAUGGCAAACAUUCUGUGUAUUGACUCCACGGGCAUGUGGAACAAGUUGGAAUGGUUAAAUGAGACACGAUCAUCAAAUUCAUUGCAGCUCUUUCCUGUAGAAAAAAAUCAGGACAUAGGGUCUGUGAAAAAGAAUGGUGACUUGAAUCGGCAGGGCCAAAAAAGGGAAGUCUUGUUGAGAACACAGUGCAAAGAAGUAGAUGCCUCAAGAGAUGAGGAUUCGGUUCCAUCAACUGAUUCUGUCACUAAUUUGGGAAUUAUUGGUCGAACAGAGUUCUGGCAAACUGAAAACAUGAUUAUGAAUUUUUCAUCAACAAAUUCUGAUUCGCUAUGCCCUGUUCAAAUUCCACCUCGUGAAAUCAUUUGUUCUUCCUUGAAAAACACAAUUGAAAAUAUUUUGAAACAAAUAAUGCAAGAUGUUUAUGAUGAUUUGUGGCUACAAAUUGUGUUCAGAAAACCUCCUUGGACACUUGAUGACCUUAUUGUGUGCUGGGAAAAGCACUGGCGCGCUGUGCUCUUUGAUCAAUUUCCGAACUCUGUAUUAAAAUAUUUGAGACGCUUUAAAUCGCUGUUAGCCAAUGAAAGCACUGAAACAAAACUUUUUGAUUCAAUGUCUCAAAUCUUCCUGCAGUUUUCUCUCACAAAAUUCAGUAAUUUGGUUGAGUAUCCUAAAGAACUGGCCUAUUUUAAUUCAUCAACCUCAGAGUUUUCUAGCCUAUUAAGUUCUGGGGAAACCUCUGACUCUUCAAUGACAUCAUUUGCGAAUCAAAACAACAUUGAGGAUGUGAUGCUUAAGGAUGCAUUGGCCUACUCGGCUGCACAACUUGAUUCCCUCAAUGGAGGUCGCCCUGCUUCAGCUUCAUCAGUGUCUGCCAUUACAUCUUCUGAGUCUUCCAUCAUAUAUAGUACUUCACAUUUUGUUCCUAAUUCUAUUACACCUUCAAAAUUCUGUCCAGUACUGCACUCUUCUGAACCAGAAAAAGACGCAUGUGCUAGUCAAUUUAGCCAUGACACUCGUCAUCAGGACGUUUCACCUGUCAGCCUCACGAUACAGGAUGAAGCAAAUGAGCAGCGCGCUGUUGACGAGAUACUUGAUUCAACAAUUCUAAAAGUUGCACUUGAUGCCUUAACUGCUACAGGCAACAAAAUGAGGGACUUGGUCUUGGACGGCUUAUCAAGUCUGGCUGCUGUGGAAGGACCCGACAGGACGCGCGUACUGCAGUCACUGUUGUGUCUACGCGACUGCAUCAGGAGCCUCAGGGAAGCCAUUGCGCGAUGUCGUCUGCAGCCCUCAGCAGCGACUCACUUGACCGCCCUAAGGGCGGCCAUAUGCAGCUUCUGGACCAACGUGCCUGGCGAGGUCUCGGUGCCUCAAGUAUUCAGUGGCCCUCAGGGCGACCUUAUUGCCCAGGCGCUCUUCGUGAAGCAAGAGUCCGAGUUUUGGUUGAACUGCAUCAAUCAACUAAGGGAAAUGGAAGUGAAACUAGAACUUGCCCAAGAACCGUGACUAAAUUUGUAAGCUCUUCAAUCACGUCCCUGGCCUGAUGAAGUGAAAAGAUUGAAACGUUCCCGCGUUUUCCUCCAGUGAUUAUUCUCGUCCAUUUUUCACUAUAAAUUUAAACUUUAACUUAUUAACUUUUUUCGAAGAUUUUACAUUUACCUUUUUUUUGCCAAGCUACACUUCUUGGUUUCAUUCAUGUUAUUAAGGAACCCUUCUUGUUUAAUUCUUAUUUUUAGUGAGCUUCUACUCAAAAUGAAGUAAGGGAAGAAAGUGUAGACGUUACCAUGUCUGUCGACCAGUUUCCCAACUGCGGGUUUCAUGCUGGUAUCUUAGUGCACAUACCUUUAUGUUACGACAGCUGCCAUGAUUUUGUUAACUCUAACUUAUAUAUGAAGAUAAUACAACUUCAAAACUCGACGUUGCCAUCUCUUUUGCAUUCAGUAAACGAGAAUAAAAUGCGUUGCAGUUUUAUGUUAUAAGUUAGCUAUUGAUGAAAAUGCAUAGAUUUCAUUGAACAUGGGUACAAAUCGUUAACUUGAAUGUGAUGUUUACUGGUGAUAAUAACGCUAAGGAACGCUUCCUAGAAUCUAGUUAGACGCUAUGCCACUAUUUCGAGUUUACACACUUCGGUGCUACUCUAGAAUUUCUCACUUAUAAGGAUUAGUCAGCUGUGUCAUCGUUCCAAUAAGCAAUAAUCAUUCUUUGUGCACUACUUAGGUUUCUUUAACGUAUAAUCAAUCCAUCACGACGCUUCAACAUCCCCCAAUGUAGUAUUUUUGAUAAACCUAAUUGAACACAAAAUUCACUUUAUCUUAGGGAUCCGAUGUAAUUCAACUCGUUUACAUCACUGCUCUUUAGUUCAUUUCCGUUCCUGUCUCAGUGCAUUUUGGUUUCUAGGACGUUCAUUAUUCUUAGUUUAAGCCCUUCUCCGCAAUUCCGAUGACCAUUUUAAGUGUAGCGGUUCAUCAUUAUUCACAGAUGUCAAUCUGUGCACAUUAGAGGAAUUACGAGUCUUUAUAAGGUAAUCCAAAAUAAGAUAUAUUCACUGUUAUCUUCUAAAUGUAUGAUCCGUAGUGAGUUGUGUAUAAGAGGAAAGUCUCCACGAGUAAAUCGUCAAAUAUUGUUGAACAUGCUUCCAUUCCGAACGCUCUCGAGCCUAGGUAGUAGAUAUUAGAGCGUAAGCUGCGUAUGAACUCUUCGUUUCUCGGCACUGACACGUUUAGGUGCUAGUUCUUUCUAUGCCGGGUAUUGACAACGGCAUUGAGGCAGGUACCUACGGUUCAGUUGUGAAAUCCUUAUCGGCCAAAUAUCGUUGGAUUGGAAACAAGCAACAUGAUGUAAAUAAUUAUUUCACUUUUUCCCUUGCAAUGCUGUUCGUUUCGUGGCGAGUUAAUGCCAAAGUUUAGAAUUAUACGUUUUUCUCA
Molecule: messenger RNA, 4735 nt
Organism: Hyalella azteca
Lineage: Eukaryota; Metazoa; Arthropoda; Malacostraca; Amphipoda; Hyalellidae
Gene: Swt1
Exons: 5
Coding region: 84-3317 (1077 amino acids)
Cellular component (GO): nucleus
Molecular function (GO): protein binding
Source: RefSeq, a predicted model, not a curated record